This is a messenger RNA of Naegleria gruberi, 2397 nucleotides long. RefSeq lists its product as uncharacterized. The record is from RefSeq and is a predicted model, not a curated record. Gene Ontology annotation, cellular component: nucleus. The transcript has a single exon. Bases 1 to 2397 code for a protein of 798 amino acids. Lineage: Eukaryota; Heterolobosea; Eutetramitea; Acrasida; Naegleriidae. Gene Ontology annotation, molecular function: histone methyltransferase activity; zinc ion binding; protein binding.
AUGUCUAAACGGAACAAACAAUCAUCAGGUUCGGAUGAUGAUUCUGAUGUUGUGGUAACAGGUUCUAAAACAAAAAAGCAAAAAACAAUCCGAACAACAUUUGAUAUAAAUGUUUGUGGAGCAUUACAGAAAAUUCAAUAUUCCCCAGACUUUUUAUCUUUUUUAAAAUUUAUUCUACAAGUGUUGGAGGGUGAUGCUAUUUCUAUUGACGUACUGUGGAGUCAGAUCGAACACAUGAGCGGUAGAAACUUUUCUACCAAGUCUGGUGCGAUUGAGUGGCUAACAAGACAUGGGUUCCGAUGUAAUAACAACAAGAUUUCUCCUCCUUUACAAAUGAAAAUCAAGGAAAAGUAUUUGGAAAUGAUUAGUUUUAUGAAUAUUAUUAUAGUGGACAAUAGUAUUCCUCCAUCUGUUUAUGACAUUUGUGCAGAUGCAAGCUCAGAGGUCUUUGAAAUUAAAAAAGAAAUGAUUCAUGAAAUGUUUGAGUGGGAAGGUGACUCUGGAUUUAAACUUCAACUAAAGGAACAAAUUCACAAAUUUAAUCCUACUGAAUAUUUGUGUGAGGUUUACAUUGAGGAAUUUAAAGGAAUCUAUCUUGGAAGUUGUACUCCUAGAAAUGAUGGUCAAAAAUACUUUGCAGUCAUUGGGUAUUUCACAAAUAAUCCUGUUCUUAUAACAGAGAGCAGGUGUGAUUUUGGUUUCAGAAUGAAGUAUAGAAUACCUACAGAGAAAAACAUGUCAAUUACACAUUGGGAAAAUGAUGAAAGAACAAUUCAAGUUGACUCUAUGACUUCUCCUUGUGAAAUUGCUUUGGAGGUUGUGGACGACUAUCAAAAGCAUGCCCUUCACGACCAAAUCAUGUCUUAUCUGAAUUCAUUUUUACAAGGCAUAAUUGAAGUUGAAAAUGUUUCUCAAAUUGUUUAUGAUAAUUUUAAAUCGCAAAUGAUCGGUGUGAUAACGGAUACUAGAUGGAUAAUAUUUAGUUCCCUUGUAAAGUCUACACACCUCAUUCAACGAGAAAAGGAUGUUUUGGAUGAGCUGUCCAAAAAUGAAGUAUUUGACAGACUGCCUGUCCACUGGUUGACCGUUGUGUGUCUUUCAUUUGGAAGAGAUCCAGAGGUUAUUAAAAAGUAUAUCAAGUCAAAAAAGAGACAUGCAUGUGAUUUGGAAAAGUCUUUAAAUUGGAAAGAGUUCAACAAUUUCCAUGUUGAAGAAACCAUGGAUUUAAAUAUUUUGAACCAAGCACUAGAAAACGUUGACAAGCUGAUUGACAAGGCCAUUUCUAAGACUGUAUCAGCAUAUCCUUACUCCAAGUCAUUCCUUUCAAAUAAGGGUAAAAUAACUGUAAGUGACAGUGAGGGCGAAGACGACGACGAUGAUUUAAACAGGGACCCUAGUGAUCCCUGCAACAAAAUUGAUGACUUGAUCAACCAUAAGAAGAGAUUUAUUCGUAGGCACUUUAAUUAUAUAAGAUCUAUGGUUAGUAAGACUAUUAAUGGUGAAACCUUACCAGAGCUGUUAGGAAAAAAGAAAGGAUCUCCUCAUUUCUACUACUUUGAUGAUAUUUCUCUUGGUAAAUCUAGGACAGCCGUACCUGUUGUAAAUGCAGUUGAUUUUUCUGAAUUUGAGCCAUUUGCUUAUGCAACAAGUAACACGUACGGUGAAGGAAUCACAGAAGACCAAAGAGAAGUAAUGGCAGCUCUUAAAAACUCUGAAGCAUGUGAUUGUAAAAAUAAGUGUGGAAAGGGUUGUAAAUGUCUCAGACUUCAACAAGAAUUCAGAACAGACAUAUUUGAUCCAAGUCAAUUCAAUCCUGUUAGAAGAGGUGAUGAAGUUUACUACGACAACAGUGGAAAGUUAAGAGAUAUUGAUACAAAAUAUGUAAUUUUAGAGUGCAAUAGAGAUUGUGGGUGCUCUGAAACUUGUCCCAACAGGGUUGUGCAAAAAGGAAGUAAUGUUAAAUUAUGUGUUUUUAAAACUAAGAAUAGAGGUUGGGGUUUAAGAGCUAAUCAAAAGCUCUCAAAAGGACAAUUCGUAGAGGUCUACUUUGGAGAGCUUAUUACAGAUGCUAUUGCUGAGAAGAGAGGUGAAAGAUAUGAUAGAAAAGGCCUAAGUUAUUUAUUUGAUCUUGCUCAUGGAGGUGUUCAAUGUGAAUACACAAUUGAUUCAACCUUCAUAGGUAACGUCACUAGAUUUUUAAACCAUUCUUGUGAUGGUAAUUUAAAGCAAUUAUUAGUGUGCAAUGAGAUCAGAGAUCCAAGAUAUGGUGACAUUGCAUUCUUUUGCAAACGAGACAUCAAAGAAGGAGAGGAACUUACAUUUGAUUAUGAGUAUAUUGUAGAGAAAAGAGUUAAAUGUCUUUGUGGUAGUAAGAACUGCAAGGGUUGGCUUCGAUAA